CAUUGCCAAAGAAGAAAGGUGCGUCUGUGUGUGUGCAUGGGUUUCGUGGCAUGUGAGGCAAGCCAAUUAAAGUAUGAAACUGGGCUCAACUAAAUGUAUAAAAAGAAGCGCUGUCGUCAUUUAGGUACAUGCAAUACCCAACCUCAAGACCAACAUCAACCUACCUGUCUGAUCGAACAAAAUGAGCUCGAUGUCACAAAACACUCAUCAAUCAAUUCACGGACAACUGGAAUACAGGUCGAUCUAAGGAACUGUCACCCUAUUUCUCCAGACUUCCCCCGGACAGAGCGUUUUGUGGGAGAUCUUAAUCCGGAAGCCGUGAUUCGGGAAAGACUGGACGUCUCAUGUGAAAGUCAGCUUCGAGACCGGAUUGGACUCUGGAUCAGCUCACCGGCUACAUACAGCAAUGCAGAAGGCGGAGGAACAGUCGCUGAUGUAGAUAAUGCUGCCCCAGGAGAUCCUUCUGAACCUCUCGGCCCACAAUCUGUUGCAAAAUUAUUACACCAGCGGUAUGCAGCUGCCAUGAAAACUUGUGAACGUCUCCCUCUUUCGACCCGAGAUCACUUGAUUCCCAUUUAUUUCUCCAGGGUCAACCAUAUUUUACCACUUGUCGAUAAGGGUUCAUUCCUUCUUGCCUACUCUGGGGGAAUGACAUCAGCGUUUCUGGAGAGGGCUAUAUGCCUCGUUGCUGCGAAAGACCGAACGGCCUAUCCUUGGCUUCGGUUGGCCACAAGUGGGCCCGUCAUGACGCCACGCCAGUUCUGCUCUGAAUUGUACAGGGGCCUAGUAGUCGCUCUCAAUGAAGGGCUUGAAACUGAUCGAGUUACUCGUAUCCGCACCUUAGCGCUGAUGUCCUUGCAUUGUGAGGGCUAUGAAGGGGCAGAAGCGGCCUCCAUGCACCUUUGUCAGGCGAUUCACCAAGCUCAGACGGUCGGCCUGCAUCUUGACCGUCCUGGCCAAGUACCAGGGGACUCAUUAACAGGCCUUUUUUGGUGCUUGUGGACAUUAGACAAGAUGCAUGCUUGCAUAGGCGGUCGCCCUGUUCUUCUCGCAGACCGUGACAUUGGUAUUGAGAAGCCCGGGUUAAAACCCUCCCAUGCGAGGACUGCAUUUGAUGCUUGGUUUGCAAUUUCCGAUUUACUGGCCCAUGUGAUUUCAUUCUAUAGGCCAACUUCGGAUCAUACGGUCGGGUGGGAGGCCGGGUUUCCAACCUUCGAAGAAAUUAUGGGCGAUGAUGUUCGCGAGGAUCUGGACUUUGCUACUCUUGGCUUCCUCGAGCUUUUUUACCAUGCCGUUGCCAUCCUUUCAUGUAGAUGCAAAUUAACCGGUCGCCCUGAUGGCUCCAAACCUUCGUAUAUACGGCAGGGUCUUUCUGCUAUUCGAAUACACUCCAUCAUAUCCACCGAAUGCUCCCAGGAUCUCCCUCCAAUUCCCAUUGUUCCAUAUGCGCUCACACUAUCUAUGGGUGUGUCAUAUCAGCAGUUCCGCUCGAGCAAGCUUAUCACCCAUUUCGAUCGGGCCAAAGCUGCUUUGGAAGCUUGCUGUACGCUUCUGGAAGCCUUAGGGAUUUCCUGGUGUUCUGCAGAAGCAAUGGCACGGCUAGGGCGAAAAGCCCUACACCAGAUUGAUGGGUUGAAUCUUGGUACUCACAAACCCAGACAAGCUCCCAGGCAGUCGCCAACGCCCAGCAACACGCUCAUUAACCCCACAAACGCACAAAGUGCUGCGUCAGUAUUACCACUCUCAUCUUAUCAGAGUGAUGACCAUCUAUUUAAUGACGUGUCUGCUACCAAGCAAAUGUCCUCAACUCACGGGUCACUGGACCCUCCAGAAAAUAACAUGCAAGUUUAUGAGACUGAUGGUUUCGCCGAUAUCGACGUGCUCUUUGGUGACUUCUUAGAUUUGUCGUUACCUACAAACUUCUGGGACCCGGUUUUCUUGCCCUGACUAGCAGCAUACAAGAACGUGAUGUUACUGAUAGAGAAAGCAUGUGGAAAGGGCUGCACCAAAAGUGUUACUCUUAGGAAGUCUUCCUGGAAGGACGAUUUUACGAUUUCUCAUUCGCAGGAAAGACUUUCGGACCAGAGGCAAUGCCGAUCAUCAUUAGCGCCUGGGUCUGAGGCUUCCCUUGCUGUUUCAGUGUUUCCCAGCGAUAGGUGGUUGCCUAUCCCGAUACGAACUUCACUUGCCUUAUACUGCCUUAAAGAUAUUUCGAAGAGGCCAUAAAGCCCCUUGUUGGUAAAUUAAUUUCAAUACCUGUACUCCAUGCACCGUCCAUGGAGUUCCCGGGCGUCCAUUAUCGUUGUUUCCGGUCGGCAAUUCACCCAGUUUAAAUACGAAUCAUGGUGCGGGUCAACGGCAAUUGACUAAGACUUCUUGAGGAUAGGGAGUCGGGAACCCAGGAGCAGA
Aspergillus pseudotamarii is the source of this 2409-nucleotide messenger RNA. RefSeq names its product transcription factor domain-containing protein. Gene Ontology annotation, molecular function: zinc ion binding; DNA binding. NCBI's taxonomy places the organism in Eukaryota, Fungi, Ascomycota, Eurotiomycetes, Eurotiales, Aspergillaceae. Bases 94 to 1947 code for a protein of 617 amino acids. Gene Ontology annotation, biological process: DNA-templated transcription. The record is from RefSeq and is a predicted model, not a curated record. The transcript is spliced from 2 exons.